UACAUCGCACCUAGGUCUAGAAUAUCGGGCCUCGAUUUCGAGGCCGAGACAAGACCUGAUCCGACCAGAACCCAUUCUAUAUAAUAUCCUCCACAGAUCGUCUCAACAACUCACACAAGGCCUCCGCUAAACCCCAGAGACCAAAUCAAUUCCUGCAUUGAUCAUAUUCUCCAGAUAAAAUACCCACAGGAACUCCAGGAAACUUAAGUCUGACCUGUACACAAUCAAUAUAAUAAAAUAAAAAAAUCACCAGAAACUCAAUAUUACCUGAGUAACUCCACCUCCAUCACCUCUACCAUACUCUCACCAUGCGUUCCUCAAGCCUCCUCGCCAUCACCUUCGCCCUCUACGGCGCCGUCCUCGCGGCCCCUCCGGCGACAUCGCCCACCACCACACAGGCCCCGGCACCGAACGCGGUAGAGUCUGCGCACGCCGGCAACACGCCCGACUGUACCUCGAUCGAGCAUUACUGCAAGACCUGCAGUUCAGACGACUUCAACUGCGAGACCGACCCGAACUGCGAGUGGUGCCGCGCCCACAGCGCCUGGUACACCUCCAGCAGCACGAGCUCAACCUCGCCCUCGUCCUCGUCUCCGACGACAAUGACAACCACAACCUCCACGUCAGCGAGUUCGUCCGGCAAAUAAGCUGCUUGCAAAUAUCUCGGCCCUUAAUGCAACGAGAGGAGCAUAUGACAGUCGGAAAGACAGCUUGAGAAAAUACGGGAUGGAAAGCGUUUCUCUACUUACCACUUGCAAUUUUGGACGGGGUGU
Messenger RNA from Annulohypoxylon truncatum, 773 nucleotides. RefSeq lists its product as uncharacterized. The transcript is spliced from 2 exons. The record is from RefSeq and is a predicted model, not a curated record. NCBI's taxonomy places the organism in Eukaryota, Fungi, Ascomycota, Sordariomycetes, Xylariales, Hypoxylaceae. Bases 309 to 647 code for a protein of 112 amino acids.